Messenger RNA from Physella acuta, 1057 nucleotides. RefSeq names its product gastrula zinc finger protein XlCGF52.1-like. Lineage: Eukaryota; Metazoa; Mollusca; Gastropoda; Physidae. Gene Ontology annotation, molecular function: RNA polymerase II cis-regulatory region sequence-specific DNA binding; DNA-binding transcription factor activity, RNA polymerase II-specific. Gene Ontology annotation, biological process: regulation of transcription by RNA polymerase II. The record is from RefSeq and is a predicted model, not a curated record.
AUGGAAAGAGAACAUAGCUUGCCAUUACUGGGUAAAUAUGGAUCAAAUAAGGAUAUUGAUUCUGAUGUUUUUACUAACUUUUCAAAUGAUGAGGAUAUCAAGCCAGAUAUAUCAACCUUAUCAACUUCUCAAGAUGCCAUAUUAGCUAUGGGUGAUAUUAAGCAAGAGGUUUCAACAUAUUCAAUUUUUAAUGAGAUGGAGGCUGAUGUAUCAACAGGUUCAACUUCUGAGGAUGAAGCACCACAUGGUCCAAUCAUGCAGCUAAGUAGUUCACAGAAUUCAAUUAUUUAUCAUGAACACUCUUCUCUUUUGGAACCAGAGUUUAAUAUGAGAUCACUAAAUCUUAAGUUUAUGCACAAACAAUCAAUACAAAAAAAUAAGAAGACUUACAACUGUGAUAUGUGUAAUAGAAAAUUAGCACAUAUGGAUAGCAUUAAAAAACAUGUGAUAAUUCACACAGGAGAGAGACAAGAAUGUGAUGUUUGUCAUAAAAUUUUUUCUCUAAAGUCUAUCUCUCAACAUAAAAAAAUUCAUUCUGGAGAAAAGCCAUAUGAAUGUUCCAUGUGUCCUAAAAAGUUUUCUCUGAAAUUUAGUUUAUUAAAGCAUUUAGCUAGUCAUUCCGAAGUUAAGCAGCAUGAAUGUGAUGUUUGCUGUAAAAGAUUUCUUCACAAAACUGCUUUAAAUAAGCAUAAAAAAGUACAUUCUAAAGAAAAGCCAUAUGAAUGUGAAGUCUGUCAUAAACAAUUUAUUGAAAAACAUCUUUUAUCAAGACAUAGUAGUAUACACUCUUUAGAAAAACCAUACAAAUGUGAUGUUUGUGAUAAAAAAUUUGCUCUGAAAGGUAAAUUAUUGCAGCAUAAGAAAAUUCAUUCUGAACUUCAAGAGCUUGAAUGUGAUGUGUGUCAGAAAACUUUUUUUCACAAGAGUUCUCUAAAUAAGCACAAAAAAAAUCAUACUUUAGAAAAACAACAUGAAUGUGAUAUUUGCCAUAAAAAGUUUGGUCAAAGGUAUAGCUUAUCUAGACAUCAGAAAAUCCACUUGAAGGAAUAAAAUGGUA